Molecule: messenger RNA, 564 nt
Organism: Argentina anserina (silverweed cinquefoil)
Lineage: Eukaryota; Viridiplantae; Streptophyta; Magnoliopsida; Rosales; Rosaceae
Exons: 2
Coding region: 71-409 (112 amino acids)
Biological process (GO): systemic acquired resistance
Molecular function (GO): fatty acid binding
Source: RefSeq, a predicted model, not a curated record
AAAAUAACAAUAUUGUGGGAUCAUUUAGAGUAUUAAAACUUAAGCAUUCUGAAAAAAGAGAGAGACUCCAAUGAAGUUCAUUUGCAUUCUGGGAUUGCUUGCAGUGGCUAUUAGCUUCAACAAGGUUAAUGGGGCGAGUCCGUGUGGAAAGUCGACUCCAGAUGAGGAGGCAAUGAACCUUGCCCCUUGUGCAAUUGCUGCACAAGACGCAAAAGCUUCUGUUUCUGAUGGUUGUUGCAAGCAAGUGAAGAGAAUAGGGGCAAACCCUAGCUGUCUCUGCGCAGUUCUGCUCUCCGACACUGCUAAAUACUCCGGUGUGAAGCCUGAAGUCGCCAUUACCAUUCCUAAACGCUGCAACUUUGCCAACCGCCCAGUCGGUUACAAGUGUGGAGCUUAUACCCUUCCAUGAUUUGGAUCUAGAGAAACGGAUUUAGAAGGCCCUGUAUUGGAACUGUUGGCUACUAGUGUCACCAAGUAGAGCUUACUGCUUGUGAUUUAAUAAUGCUAGUAGCUUGUAUAAUUUUACUGUACCUUCAAUAAAUACAUUAUGGAACCUCAGUAUCA